Messenger RNA from Heterocephalus glaber (naked mole-rat), 2410 nucleotides. NCBI's taxonomy places the organism in Eukaryota, Metazoa, Chordata, Mammalia, Rodentia, Bathyergidae. The record is from RefSeq and is a predicted model, not a curated record.
UAAGUAAUUCAAGGGCGGUGAGUACACUCGGGAGUAACAAGAUGGGUAAUGGUAAUAGCCGAAUGCUUUUUGUACAUUUGCUUAAAAAUAUGCUUCACACUCGUGGAGCAAAGGUAGGGCAUCAACAAUUACGUAAUUUCCUGGAGUUUGUAGAGAAAGUUUGUCCUUGGUUUCCUGAAGAAGGCACAGUAGAUUUAGAAGUAUGGAAUAAGGUGGGAAAGCAACUUCAGGACUAUUACGAUGGUCAUGGAUCCACUAAAGUUCCUAUAGAUACUUUUAGUUUAUGGGCUUUAAUUAGAGAUAGUUUGGACCCUCAGCAUGAGAGAGAGAGGGUUAAAGGACCCUCCUCAAGUCCUUCCUUGGAGGAGUCUGAUAAGACUGAUGUUCCCGAGGUUGUCCCUCCGCCUCCUAUAGAAAGUGAAACUAAGCCAUCUGCUCCACCAGUGUAUGCUGAUGCGGAGCCUGCACUAAGGAAGGGCCUUUUUCCAGAUGAGGGUCCCUUAGAGCCGGGAGAUGCUGAUGAUUUGGAAGAAGAGGCUGCUAGGUAUAACAAUGAGGACUGGACCCCCCUCCCUGUUGUAGCCACGGCCAAAAAACCCGAAAAAUUCAAAUGGUCAACGAAUGAGGAUGUGACCGAAAAGAUUGCUAGGUUGGAAAAGACAUUGGAGUCUCUUUGCCAGCAGUGGCAGACAGGCUUAACGGUGGAAGAGGAAGACCAGAAGACUCAGGGAGAGGGAGGAAUGUUUCCUAGUAUAAUUGCUGGUCUUGAUCCCCCGCCGGUUGUAGGUCCAAAAUUUAAAAAAAAAGAAACUGACCCUCUUAUAGCCAUGAUCAAACAUCCACCAGGACCCAGACCUUUGUCUGUCAACUCUCGGUCUCUGUUGCCAUUACAAGCUACCCUGCAACAUGCGGUUGACAGAGGAGAAGAUACCCAGGGCUUUCAUUUAGCUUGUCCAGUAUUUGAGGAAGCUGAUGCUCAAGGGAAUAUGGUCAGAACGCAUCGGCCAAUACCUUUUAAACAGCUCAAAGAGCUAAAAAUAGCAUGUGCGCAAUAUGGUCCUACUGCACCUUUUACUCAGGCCAUGUUAGAAUCGCUGAGUACAGAUGCGCUGCUUCCAGGGCAUUGGAAACAGCUUGCCAAGGCAUGCUUGUCUGGGGGAGACUUUCUCCUUUGAAAAUCAGAAUUUUCCGAGCAGUGUCAGAGAACAGCUGAAUUAAAUCAAGCUAACAGAAAUGAUGUUGAUUAUGACAUGUUAGCAGGGGAGUGGCAAUAUGUGGACCUCGCCAAUCAAUUUUUCCUGCAGGAGUAUAUGCACAGGUCAAUACCACUGCCAAGCAGGCCUGGCAUAAGCUGCCUUCUACAGGAAGGCAGACAGAAGAUUUAUCUAAAAUUAGGCAGGGACCUGAUGAGCCUUUUCAAGAUUUUGUAGCCAGGUUAAUGCAGACUGCCAGUAGAUUGCUGGGGGAUUCCGAUGCAGGGUUAUUGCUGGUCAAACAACUAGCUUAUGAAAAUGCCAAUACCACCUGUCAGGCAGCCCUAAGACCAUUUAGAAAAAAAGGCACCAUUUCAGACUAUGUUAGAAUGUGUGCUGACAUUGGGGCUGCUUAUACUCAGGGCCUUGCCAUGGCAGCGGCUUUGCAAGGAAAAACCAUUAAAGAAGUGUUGUUCCAACAAUGAAAGAGGAAUCCCAAAGGCAGGGUUCCAGGUCCGUGAGGGAGUUGUUUUGGAUGUGGUCAAAUAGGCCAUCAGGUUUGGCAAUGUCCCAAUGAGACCCCUCCAGUUAAUUCGAACUAUGCAGGAAAAGGAAAUGGGCCUGGAUUGUGUCCCAGAUGCAAAAGAGGCAAUCAUUGGGCUAAUGAGUGUAAAUCCAAAAAGGAUGCCAUGGGAAAUAUUCUCCAGCAGGAAACAGGAGGAGGGGCCUGCCCCAGGCCCCACAACAAUGUUAUGGAGCACUUCAAACAUUCAUUCCCCAGCAAGGAAAUCCAUUCAGGAUCUCUUCAGAGCAACCACAGGCAGUGCAGGACUGGACCUCAGUCCCUCCGCCUUCACAGUAUUAACCCCAGAAAUGGGGAUGCAGGCCCUACCUACCGGAGUUUAUGGACCCCUACCAUCAGGGAUGAUAGGGUUGCUUUUAGGUCGAAGUAGCGCUACAAUGAAUGGUAUUCUGGUUGCUCCCCAGGUCAUAGAUGGGGAUUUCAUUGGAGAAAUUAAAAUUAUGACUCAUUCACCUACCGGGAUCUCUGUAAUGCAAGCAGGACAAUGUAUAGCGCAGUUGCUGUUGCUCCCUCAAGUGCUAACAAAUAAUCCAACAAAAAGAGAAAAAAGAGGAGAUGCUGGAUUUGGCUCCUCAGAUGUUUAUUGGGUGCAGUCUAUAGGAGCCCAAAGACCUGAGCUCACCCUGACAGUCAA